GUUCCGUGGUGAAGUAAUCUAGUUGGGAAGGUACUUUUGAAGCACAGUUUUUGAGUCGCCAUUCGUUGAGUAUAUAGUUUUGAGCAGCGAUCUUUAGUACGGGUAAUGUCUUCCUUGUGGAAACCGUUUUCAGUGUCCGAAGGACCGUGUAAUAGCAUUAGCUUGAGACGAAGAUGCUCCCAGCAAUCGCAUCCCGCUACAUUGACCCCGAGUCCAGCCCCGCGUUUGGCUGCCGGGUCUGGGGCGGCGGUGUCGAGUUGCUCCCCGAAAAUCUGCGGCUGGGGUUCGCCGAAGAGAACGCUCUCAGCGGCGGCGAUCGGUGGGAGAAAAAUAACCCACCCGGGGAAGGCAAUUUUAGCAGGAGGGAUCGCGGGGGGCAUUGAGAUAUGCAUAACCUUCCCCACAGAGUAUGUGAAGACACAGCUACAGCUGGACGAGAGAGCCAACCCGCCCAGAUACAGGGGAAUAGGAGACUGUGUCAGGCUAACGGUGCAGGAUCAUGGGCUAAGAGGACUGUACCGUGGUCUUAGCUCUCUGCUGUAUGGGUCUAUUCCGAAGGCUGCAGUCCGCUUUGGAACCUUUGAGUUGCUAAGUAACCCCAUGCGGGAUGCUAGCGGUCGCCUAGACAACACCCGCAGCCUGCUGUGUGGACUCGGGGCGGGCGUGGCAGAGGCCGUCCUCGUCGUCUGCCCCAUGGAGACAGUGAAGGUGAAAUUUAUUCAUGAUCAGUGUUCCCUGCAGCCGCGGUACAGAGGAUUCUUCCACGGGGUGCGGGAGAUCGUCAGAGAGCAGGGAAUCCGAGGGACUUAUCAGGGACUGACAGCGACUGUACUGAAACAAGGCUCCAACCAGGCCAUUCGCUUCUAUGUCAUGAACUCGCUACGCAACUGGUAUAAGGGUGAUGACCCCACGCGGGAAAUGCACCCCGUGGUGACGGCGGCGUUUGGGGCGACAGCCGGCGCGGCGAGCGUGUUUGGGAACACACCCCUAGACGUGGUCAAGACCAGGAUGCAGGGGUUGGAGGCUCAUAAAUACAAGAACACUGUGGACUGUGCUUUUCAGAUACUGCGCAAUGAGGGGCCACAAGCGUUCUACAAGGGCACGGUUCCUCGGCUGGGUAGAGUAUGUCUGGACGUGGCCAUUGUCUUCGUCAUCUACGAGGAGGUUGUUAAGAUGCUCAACAACGUCUGGAAGACGGACUGAAGGAGGGAGAGAUGGAGAGGGAGGAGAGAGAGAGAACGAGA
This is a messenger RNA of Megalops cyprinoides (Indo-Pacific tarpon), 1244 nucleotides long. RefSeq names its product solute carrier family 25 member 1a (gene slc25a1a). The coding region runs from base 106 to 1203 and encodes 365 amino acids. NCBI's taxonomy places the organism in Eukaryota, Metazoa, Chordata, Actinopteri, Elopiformes, Megalopidae. The record is from RefSeq and is a predicted model, not a curated record. The transcript has 9 exons. Gene Ontology annotation, biological process: mitochondrial citrate transmembrane transport.